GUGCAUCCAGAGAUCCCUUUGACGAUGAAAAGCCCACUAGCUAUAGUAUGAGGCACGCGAGUUAACUAGCUUUAGGUCCGGAUUCUUCAGCCACUAGCCGAGGCUUCCAUUAUCAAAAAGAAAAGGAAAUGAGAAGGAGCUCCGGAGCCAGUAGUUUCCAAGAUCAAAGAGAGACAACAAGACACUGAGAGACAGGGAGAGAAUCAAAAUAUGUCUUUAGUAGACUACGCUUCUUCCUCGGACGAGGAUGUUCCAGACAACAUAGAAGAAGAAGACGAAAACCAUCAUCAUCAACAAGAACUACAUGAAGAACAAGAACCAAAACCACAAAUCGAGGCACAAGCCGCAAAGCCACAAAAUAGCCAGUCAUCUGGGGCGUCAUUACCGAAACAACAUGUAGCUGGGCCAAGCCCUCUUCCCUCAAUAUCUAAUCUUCCGGAUGCUUCAAUGCUUUUGAAUUCGCCGACAGUUGGAUUAUCUGGAAGUGAUCACGCGUCCCGAGUAUCAGCAGCAAUGGCUGAGAAUGCGUCUCGAAAGAGAGAAUUGAAUGUGGGGUCUUCGCGUAGUGGGAAAGUAGCAAGAGGGAAUUUGGUUGCUACUAGGAAUGUUCCUGAUACUGGUGGGGGUUUGUUAGUUCCUCCUCAGCUUAAAGGAAGGAGUAAUGUUGUGACAGAAGAUGUAGGGAAGCUGUUUGUAAGAAGACAUGCAGAGCCUUCCUCUCACUAAAAUGCCUUCAGAUCACUUAUGUUAUUAUUAUGACAUGUGACAAAUCCGUAGCUGUGUAUGAUGGUGCAAAUAUCUUGGCUCUGGAUCCUAAGAUCUUGCACCUGUAUAAAUGCAAAAAGUUUUGUGGCACAUGCUUGCAACUCCUGUACUUUCAUAACCUUGUUCACUGGCAAUCUGGUGGCUUCAACUACUGUGCCUUAAUUGGAUAUUUAUUGCAGAAUAGUCGUCAUUUAGCCUCUA
This is a messenger RNA of Populus nigra (black poplar), 966 nucleotides long. RefSeq lists its product as uncharacterized. The record is from RefSeq and is a predicted model, not a curated record. The transcript has 3 exons. The coding region runs from base 211 to 726 and encodes 171 amino acids. Lineage: Eukaryota; Viridiplantae; Streptophyta; Magnoliopsida; Malpighiales; Salicaceae.